GUGCCUUGAAAGGUUCUGGUCUUCGACACGUACAGUUUGCAUACCGAACAGCCUUUUCCUCAGCACGUCGAAGGCUUCGUCUCGCGCUUGACGUCCCAACGAGAAGAGUGCAAGACUAGCCAGUACUGCCCUGUGUGCGCCAGGAUUAUCGGUCACUUUAGAGGAAAUUUUCUGCGUUGCGCAAAUCGCGCGGAUUUGUGUCAACAUUACGUGCGUAUAUCCCCGGCCUUAGUUGUAUCUGACACAGAGCGUCGCGCGUUCCGUUCGGGGUGCUGGUUGUCUAUGUCCUCCCGAGUCAUUCCGUGUUAGAGCCCUCGUCGCAGAUUGUCUCUGGGUCUUCUUUGCCAUUGCUCGCAAGUAACGAAGGCAAGGCAUCGCUAUCACACUUAGCAUUUCACGACACACAGAGUUUGUGGACCCAUGACCAACCGUCCAACAACGCGUUUGUCAUACAAGGAUGCUUCAGUGCACUGAGUGCGGUGAAGGUUGCUCGAAUGCCUAUGUAGCCGAUUAACGUCGGGUGUGCAAUAGGGUGGUCGAUUUCUAUGAUUGUUCGACCUCGUGCAUGCCUACAGGAUGCUGAACGAUCUUUGCAGGCCGGGCCUCGUCACGGGACAUCCAGCAGUCCGAUCGGCUCGACGGCACAGCGACGGGUCGUCCCAAGCCGCCCGGCAGCCUCUACACCGCACGUCCCAUCUCCCACGCGCAUCGCGCACACAUGCUCUCGCGGCUUCUUGUGGCAAGUCUGUUUCUAUUCUUGGAGGAUAAGUGGCAAGUCUGUUUCUAUUCUUGGAGGAUAAGUGGCAAGUCUGUUUCUACUCUUGGAAGAUAAGUAAUACCCUUCUUCGGACGCAGUGCCAUAGCUCUCAGGCUUGUCUCAGACCUAUCCAUAUGACGCAUUCACGCAGCCGAAAGUACGCUACCGGCGGCCUCGGCACGCUAGGGCCUCUCCGAUGACUCCUUUUACUGAUGAUCUCUGACCUAUCUCAUAUUUUCUCAUCCUGAUCCUGGUGUACAGUAGGCUUUGAAGCUGCAGAUAAGGGCACAUAUAAGUCCCACUCUUUCUUCUCUCGAGGAAUUCAACUUCCCCAGUGUUGACCCCGAACGGUACGGAGUUCCAACAACAUCGCUGCGAUCUGUUCUUUGAAGGAAUCGGCUAUGUCGGAUCGCAAGCUUCGAAUCGCAAUUGUUGGUGGAGGUGUAUGCGGGCUGACGUGUGCGGUCGCGUUGUUGCGAGAAGGUGUAGAUGUGCAUGUUUACGAAGCGGCUUCUAAGUUUGGCGAGAUUGGAGCUGGGAUAGGUCUUGGCCGCAAUGCAAUGGAGGUGCUCACCGCCCUUGGAGUCUACGACGAUAUUCUCGCACGCGUACGACAGGCGAAUGCCAUCAUGCCUAGUGGCACAUCAGAAGAGAACCCCAACGGCGGGGACGGAAACGACAUGCGCGGCUGGUUCAAGUAUGUGUCGGGCAUGCCGGGGCACAAAAUGGUCUACGACUACGAGUUAGAGGGAAACAACGCCAUGGGCGUGCACCGCGCGACGUUCCUCGACGCACUCGUGCAUCACGUCGACCCUGCGCGAGCUCACUUCCACAAGCGCUGUACGCACAUCACACACAGCGCCGACGGCGACACGACAAUACACUUUCAGGACGGCACCACCGCAACAGCGGACGUCGUACUUGGUGCAGACGGGAUAAAGAGUGCGGUGCGCCGCUUCGUCGCAGGCACGAGCGGCCAGGACGUGGACCCGAAUAUCAAGUUCAGCCGGACGAGGUGCUACCGUGCGCUGAUACCUGCGGAAAAGGCAGCUGCGGCGGGCGUGAAGACGGAUUUUCGUGCGCGACCGACUUGCUUCGUCGGUGAGAAUAAACACCUGAUCAUCUUUACUAUCCGAGGUGGGACUGUGAUCAAUGUUGUCGCCUUUAGCGCCGACAGCGAUUCCGACCCGGAGCACUACCCAUCGCCAUCCACGGAAGCAGUGCAGCAGGUGUCGGUCGAAGAAGUCCUUGCAGCAUACGACGGCUGGGGCCCUGAGGUGCGCAACUUACUGAGCUGCGCAGUAAACCCGACGAAGUGGUCGAUCAACGUCGUCUAUCCACCAAUUCCGCCCGAACGAUGGGCGAGGGGGCCAGUGGCAAUUCUCGGUGACGCCGCGCACGGAAUGUUGCCGCACCUCGGGUCGGGGGCCGGCCAGGGAAUCGAGGACGCAUACGUGCUUGGAAAGUUGCUCAGCCAUCCGCAAACGACACCCGGGAAUGUCGAGGAAGUUCUAAAGGCGUAUGCCACUAUUCGCCAACCCCGAGCUCAGAGGGUCUGGGAAGGGAGCAGGCGAGCAGGUGAUAUAUAUGACCUGCGCGCGAGCGGAGAAGGCAUGCUGUUCGAAGAGCUGCUGCCUAUGAUGACGUACGUCUGGAGCUAUCCGUUGAACGAGGCUUUUGAAGAGGCGGCGGCAUCCCUAACGUCGAAGGGAACCUUCAAGGUUUCGAGCUGAGAUGUACACUUCUGUUGAAUAGGUUAUUGAACGUGAGAUUUAUUGUGUCCAUGCAAAGCUUACUACUUUGUCCCGGCACUUCCAAUCCCCAUUUCUACUACAUACUUCUCCCUUCCUAGCCGCCUCAUCUCCUCAACAACCUCUCCGACCUUUUCAAACUCGAUCCACCGCCGUUUCCCUCU
This is a messenger RNA of Phanerochaete carnosa HHB-10118-sp, 2672 nucleotides long. RefSeq lists its product as uncharacterized. Bases 1159 to 2490 code for a protein of 443 amino acids. The transcript is spliced from 12 exons. Gene Ontology annotation, biological process: secondary metabolite biosynthetic process. The record is from RefSeq and is a predicted model, not a curated record. NCBI's taxonomy places the organism in Eukaryota, Fungi, Basidiomycota, Agaricomycetes, Polyporales, Phanerochaetaceae. Gene Ontology annotation, molecular function: FAD binding.